This is a messenger RNA of Gadus macrocephalus (Pacific cod), 3783 nucleotides long. It is a transcript of the gene zfp36l1b, whose product is annotated as zinc finger protein 36, C3H type-like 1b. NCBI's taxonomy places the organism in Eukaryota, Metazoa, Chordata, Actinopteri, Gadiformes, Gadidae. The record is from RefSeq and is a predicted model, not a curated record. Gene Ontology annotation, molecular function: metal ion binding; mRNA binding.
UGCGCAGAACUUGAGCAAGACAGAGGGGGCUCUCUGCAGGGCAGAAAACACUUUCAUCUGGACUACCGUAACCACCUCCAGCCCUACUUUUCCAACAUCCACUCCACAAACAUGACAGCGACUAUAAUUUCUUCUUUCCUCGACUACGGAGACGUGUCUUACAAGAACAACAAGAUGUUGACGUAUCCCAACAACAACAACGGCCUCGGAGGAGCCCUGUUGGACUCCAGCCCUUCCCCCUGCUCCCCAACAGGCCCCCUGCUGGACAGGAAGGCGGUGGGGGGCCCCCUCGCCAGGGGCCUGUUCCAGCGACGCCAUUCUGCCAGCAUGCCCAGCGGCAAAUUCAACCAGAACCAGUUCCUCAACAGCCUCAAGCUAGACCCGGCCGGGCUGCUGGGCGGCGGCGGCGGCGACGAGGGCUGCCUGCUGAGCUUGACUGGCAACAACAACAACAACAACAAGGAGAACCGCUUCAGGGACCGCUCGUUCUCCGAGACGGGCGACCGGCUCCGGUCCGGGGGCCAGAUGGGCGGUGGCCAGGUGAACUCCAGCCGAUACAAGACGGAGCUGUGCCGACCCUUCGAGGAGAACGGCGCCUGCAAGUACGGCGACAAGUGCCAGUUUGCGCACGGCAUGCACGAGCUGCGCAGCCUCAGCCGCCACCCCAAGUACAAGACGGAGCUGUGCCGCACCUUCCACACCAUCGGCUUCUGCCCCUACGGGCCCCGCUGCCACUUCAUCCACAACGCGGAGGAGCGCCGCGGCCCCCCGCCGCUCUCGGCCUACAACAAGGCGGAGCGGCCCCGCCUGCAGCACAGCUUCAGCUUCGCCGGCUUCCCCAGCGCCGGGGGGUCCAGGACCGCACCGCCUCGCUGACCCCCCCCGGCGCUCUUCUCCACGGAGGACCUGAGCGACUGGCAGAGCAACCCCUUCACCUACUCCAGCCAGGAGCUCGCCAGCCUCUUCGGGCCCAGCAUGGGCCCCCCCCCCCCGAGCAGGAGGUCCAGCCGGCCGCCCCCCCCCUCGCCGACCUUCUUCCGGCCGGCGGCGGGCAGCCCUCCCAGCCCGCCGGACUCCCUGUCUGACCAGGAGGGCUACCAGAGCAGCUUGGAGAGCCCGAGCGGCUCGGAGUCGCCCCUGCUGGACGCCUCGCGGCGUCUGCCCAUAUUCAGCAACUUCUCCACCUUCUCCAUCGCCGACGACUAAGGUGGUCGGCCCCAGGGGGCCAGAGAGAGCUGUGGUGCUUGAGAGGGUGGGGGUGAGGGACCACAUCGCCUUCCCUGCCCCCCCCCCCCCCCCCCCCCCCCUGCCACCCUUCCUCUACUGGCCUAGUUUACAAGAGCAGCAGACAGUUGUCUGGUUGUUGUAGCCACUGGCUGUCAAGUCAGAAGACGGACUUCCUCUUCUUUGUUGAGACUCCUCAAGCCUUCUCCCCACGUGAACUCUAUUUCCUUAUUUUUCUCUCUCUCCCUUCCUCUCACCCUCUCCGUCAUCCAGAUCAAUUUGAUUCAGCCAACAGACAGCAGGCUUUUUGUGUUCCCCUGUUGUCUCUCUAGCUUUCUCUCUUUCUCGCAACAAGCAGUUACGAAGUUGGAAUCCAAUGUCACGCCUGUUAUGUAUACCCCAGUGCCACAGAUGAACGAAUCAUGUGAACAGUUGUAAAUGUAGCUUAGCGUUGGGGCGGGGGGAGUUUAUAACAUAAUGGUUAGUAUUAUCUAUCAUGGGGGGGCCAGGCCAGGCUCCUCUAGUGUUGGAGGUGCCCUGGCUGGUGUAUGUAUUUCAGUGUUUCAUGUUCUCCCGAGGACUACGUUCCUACUGCCUGUGCCACCGCCGACCGCACACGGUCCAAGAAGCCCAAAGGAUUUUGAUUUAAAUCAGAGCUGGUUUGGUGUUUUUUGUGUUAUAGGUUGUUGUUUUUUUCACCAAGGUAUGCAUCGAACUAAACCAUUGGACCAGAGUGUUAGUUUUCAUAACGGAAGCCAAGAAAAGUAGACCACAAUUUUCUAAUUUAGCAAAUUUUUCUUCUUCUUGGAAUAAUGUGGAUUUUGGUUCUUGUUCUUUUGAGGUGAAGGGGGAUCCAGCGGUUAGCUUUGCUGUGAUGGGGUUUCAUCCCAUGUGGAGUGGCUUAUACCACCACCAGUAUCAUAAGCACACCAGAAUCCACCACCCUAGGUUAUGUUUUCUGCAGUGUUAACGGAAUUCAACUUUUCUUUUCUUUAUGCCAACAAUUGGAUAUUUUUUUUUUUCACAAGCCAAUGGUCAACCAAGUUUCGGUUGGAGUUGGCAAACGUCAGUCACAAGCAGGCAAUUACUGUCUUUUGUGACAGCCACGGGGAAGGUUACGAUAUUCGUUGCUCCGAUUCUUUGGGAGGGUGGGGGAUUAAUGUGCAUCUUGACAAGUCAAUGUUUUGGCCAUCAAACGGCAGUGGAAAAGGUUGUACAUGGGUUUGAUUCUGCCAUACUCCUCACCACCCAGUUCAGUUAGUCCACCAGUUCAGUUCCUUGACGGAGAGGAACCACAUUACUAACUAUCAAACCAAUCAAAAAUGAGUGCCCAACGCUCCUGUCGAUUCCUGAAUCCAGCGUGUUCAAUAUUAUAUUAUUGUUAUUAUAUUAUUAUUAUUGUUUAGUUCAUUCCAGAAAUCUUUCAGAUGGAGGUUUUGGCUUGUCACUGCUUAUUUAACUUAUCAAAAUGUAUUUAUUGCUGAUCUUAAGCAUUUUUAUUUUGUAUUUAUCUGGAUAAUGAAACAAUAGAAUGUUUCCUUUUGUUAAAUUAUGAUCUUCCGUAUUAAUCGCAAGAUUGUGAAGACAUGUGUUUUAUUUUUUUCACAGUUAAUAUAUUAUACUGCAAUAAUAUAUAGUUUUCUUUUUUUUUUUAUAACUACACGUUGAUUUACUUUGAAAAGUGAACCUUAAUUUAAAACGAAAUGCAGAAAGGGGUUUUGCGUUAUUUAUUCUUUUCAUCCCGCUUGGUGGAAUUGUUGUGUUUUAACGUACUGGAAAGACUUUGACGUGCCAAUGACUAUCUUAACUAAGCUUGGUUUACGAGGCCCAAAGAAACGUGUUUGAUACAAGGUUUUGGUCCUCGUAAACAAAAUUUAUAUAUAUUAAAAGUGACAGAUUAUUAAGCUAUUAAUGUCCCACUUCAUCACAGGUAGCCUGUAAUGGAUGCCAUGGCAUGUGUCAUUCCGCGACAGAAAACCUCUGUAUUAACUGUCUCAAUUCCAGUGCGUUAAGGCCUCCAAUCCGUUCUCCAGUUUCUGCCCUUCACUGUUCCCGUAGACUCCGCAGUGUGGCCCUUGUUCUGUUUGAUUUCUCAAAGUCCCGCUAAAUCGGUGGUAGUUCUUGGUUGUAAGUCAUUUUAAGCUCUUAUGAGUCGUGGAUUUUUAUGGACUUUCGCCUUCCCCCCUCCCUCGCCCCCCCCCCCCCCCAUGAUUAUGGUGCACACACUUAAUAGCACUUUGAGUCAGUCAUCAAGGUAGAUGUGGUGACGUUUGUGAUUUGUCUUUUUUUUUUUUUACCACUUUCCCCCCCACAUAAAGUGCCUAUGAAUACAUUCCAGGUAUCUCAGAUAUUGUGCCUUCAUAUUUUUGUAUAACACAUCAGAUAAAAGGCUAAAAUAUAUUCCUGUAAUUUUAAAGGUUAACAGAAUUUACACGUAUAAAGCAAAUGAAUGUAUUCUCUAGCAGCUGUUGCUGUUCACUACAGUAAUGACUUUAUUCAUGUACCUUUUUUGUAAAGACAGAUUGCAGUUUAAACCAAUAAAAACUCAUUUCUAUUUAA